CCCAUUUUGGCUAUAAAAUCAACUCAAUUUCCUUUGGCCCUCUUCACACUUCACCUAAGCAGAAGAUUUUCUCACUCUCUCUGUUCUGCUCUGAAAAUCUUGGAAAAAAUGGGGUCUACUAGUUGUGUUUUCUUGGGUAUUUUCUCUCUUGUUAUGGUGGGCUUGGUUAGUUCUUCAAAAUUUGAAGAGCUAUAUCAGCCUAGCUGGGCUUUUGACCAUUUGACAACUGAAGGAGAAAUUCUUAGGAUGAAACUUGACAGCCUUUCUGGUACUGGAUUUCAGUCAAAGGGCAAGUACAUGUUUGGUAAAGUUACUGUUCAGAUUAAGCUUGUUGAGGGUGACUCUGCUGGAACUGUAACUGCUUUCUAUAUGUCGUCAGAUGGACCAACCCACAAUGAGUUUGAUUUUGAGUUUCUUGGUAACACAACUGGUGAACCAUACACUGUUCAAACCAAUGUAUAUGUCAAUGGUGUUGGUAACAGGGAACAAAGAUUGAACCUUUGGUUCGACCCAUCUAAGGAUUUCCACUCUUAUUCCAUCUUGUGGAACCAACGCCAAGUUGUAUUCUUGGUAGAUGAGACACCAGUUCGUGUACACUCGAAUUUGGAGCACAAAGGGAUACCAUUCCCCAAGGACCAACCAAUGGGUGUAUACAGUUCAAUAUGGAAUGCAGAUGAUUGGGCUACACAAGGCGGAAGGGUAAAGACUGAUUGGUCGCACGCGCCCUUCGUUGCAUCCUACAAGGGAUUUGAGAUUAACGGUUGUGAGUGCCCCGCAACUGCUGCAGUCGCUGAGAAUACUCAGCGUUGCAGCAGCAAUGGUCAGAAGAGGUACUGGUGGGAUGAACCGGUUAUGUCCGAGUUAAGUGUGCACCAGAGCCAUCAGUUGAUUUGGGUCAGGGCUAACCAUAUGGUCUAUGAUUAUUGCACUGAUACUGCUAGGUUCCCUGUUGCCCCUGUUGAGUGCCAGCACCACCAGCACAAGACUACUCAUAACUAGCAGGCAAUAUCUGAGUUAAGCUUUGGGGAUUUGGAGUUCAGUGUUGCAUUGUAUAGAAAGUUUAAAAGAAAAAAAAAUGACAUGAACUCCAUGUUACAUUAUUUUGGUGCCAUCUCUCCUCUAUUGUACUAUGUAAAAAAAUUUUAUCAUCUCUUUGUUUAAUGUUUAUGUUUUUUUCAAUGGAGUAUUUUCAUUUGGAUUCUAA
Molecule: messenger RNA, 1204 nt
Organism: Capsicum annuum
Lineage: Eukaryota; Viridiplantae; Streptophyta; Magnoliopsida; Solanales; Solanaceae
Product: xyloglucan endotransglucosylase protein 6
Exons: 4
Coding region: 109-999 (296 amino acids)
Biological process (GO): xyloglucan metabolic process; cell wall biogenesis
Cellular component (GO): cell wall; apoplast
Molecular function (GO): xyloglucan:xyloglucosyl transferase activity; hydrolase activity, hydrolyzing O-glycosyl compounds
Source: RefSeq, a predicted model, not a curated record